Populus trichocarpa (black cottonwood) is the source of this 1525-nucleotide messenger RNA. RefSeq names its product probable glycosyltransferase At5g20260. The transcript is spliced from 8 exons. Bases 63 to 1325 code for a protein of 420 amino acids. NCBI's taxonomy places the organism in Eukaryota, Viridiplantae, Streptophyta, Magnoliopsida, Malpighiales, Salicaceae. The record is from RefSeq and is a predicted model, not a curated record. Gene Ontology annotation, molecular function: glycosyltransferase activity.
CCACAAUUAGUUAUUUCUUUCUUUAGACCACCUCUCAGUCUCAUUCUCUUCUCUCCAAGAAAAUGAUGAGACCAUACGCCAAUCCCCGCCCCAUCAACAUAUGGACGGCUAGAAGAAAUAUUAAGAAAAUUAUUCCCGUUACUUUGGGCUUAGUCUUUAUCGUGACCCAGAUCAUUCAGCUCCAGAGAUCUCCCCUGUUUAGGGAGAAAGAUUCUCUUCCUGAUGAAGUCUUUCGCACUCGUAAGGGCAAUUCGAUUGGUAGCAUUUAUCACAGAGAAGACUUCUUCUUGCCAAAUUAUGCGACAAUGGAGAACGAUUUUAAGGUCUUUGUGUACCCAGGGAGAGACCCUACAACGUGUUAUGAUCCAAGAGACAAGCUCAAGAGAAAAUAUGCAAGUGAACAUUACUUCUUGAAGAAUCUGAUACCCAGUUCGUUCUUCACAGAUGAUCCUACUGUGGCUCAUCUCUUCCUGAUUCCCUUGUCUUGUAAGAAAACGGGAGGCAGGGAGGAGAAGGAUAUCGAGAAUUAUGUCAAGAGCUUGAUUUCCUCAUACCCUUACUGGAAUAGGACUUUAGGUGCUGAUCAUUUCUAUUUCAGUUGCCAUGGCAUUGACAGCGGGACUAUUGAAGAAGUUCCAUUGCUCAUGAAGAAUGUAAUUCGACUUGUUUGUUCACCAAGUUAUGACUCCAAGUAUAUUCCGCACAAGGAUAUUUCCCUCCCGCAGACAUUAGAGCUCUCUCUUCAUGAUGGAGACGACGUGUGGAGCAGGUCAACUGUGAUGUCUCGCCCUUUAAUGAUUUACCCAGAGAUGAUGCUCCCUCGCAGGACUAAACUCGGUUUCUGGGCUGGUUCUCUUAACUCAGAUGUAAGAAAGAAUCUUCAAGUUUUUUAUAAAGGUGCUCCAGAAUUUAACUUCCAUUUCUUCGACAAAAUGAAAAAGGCUGCCAUACUAGACGCUUAUGAAAAUGAACUAUAUGGGAGUAAAUUUUGCAUUUGUCCUCGUGGGAAUAAUCAUGUCGGUAGUGUUUGCUUAACGGAGUCGAUGACUUUUGGAUGUGUACCUGUUAUCUUGCACGACUACUAUGACUUUCCAUUCAAUGACGUUCUUGACUGGAAUAAUUUCUCUGUAAUUCUCAAAGAGGAACAUGUUCCCGAUCUAGAGAAAAUUCUUAAGGGAAUACCAGAAGAAAAUUACAAGAAAAUGCAUCAAAAUCUUCUUCAGGUUAGGAAGCACUUCCAAUGGAAUUCUCUUCCUGUCAAGUAUGAUUUGUUUCGCAUGAUUAUGUAUGAGCUAUGGCUGCGCCGCCACAUCAUUAAGUAUUGAACUGCUGGAAGAAGUUUCAACUUGUACCUUACAUAUGGUUUGAUAUCACUGCGUAAUCCUGAACAGCAAACACUUGAACAUUUUCCCCAGAUUGUUGGUUUCUGAAGUUAAAAGCACAUAGCAUUACUUGAUUUUCCUGUUCUGUAAAAUGUAAAAUGCUUGAGCUUAAUGCAAUAUAUCGGCAGUGAGGCUUUCAUAUA